Molecule: messenger RNA, 971 nt
Organism: Drosophila willistoni
Lineage: Eukaryota; Metazoa; Arthropoda; Insecta; Diptera; Drosophilidae
Product: phospholipid scramblase 3
Exons: 5
Coding region: 57-884 (275 amino acids)
Biological process (GO): plasma membrane phospholipid scrambling
Cellular component (GO): plasma membrane
Molecular function (GO): phospholipid scramblase activity
Source: RefSeq, a predicted model, not a curated record
GAUCUGCGAAACGUUUAGUUUAAAAUCGCCACAAACAGACAACAACUAACAUAAAAAUGCUUCAAAACGAUGCGGUACGAACUCUACAAUAUGAUAGCGAAAUCCGUGUGGCUCAACAAUCCUCAAAUACAGAGCCUAGAGUUUACGAUUCGCAUGUUAGUAUAACCUCACAGCCCCGACCUGCCCCAGAAGUGCCUCGUAUUCCCUUGCCCAUAUCGACGGUGACUGGAAGUCGAACAUUUAUACCCUUAGCUGGUUAUGAUUGCCUGGCCGAUUUACCCUCAGUGCAUAUAGAACAAACAUUCGAGUUGAAUGAUUCCCUAACAGCGGUAUCAUCAGAGAAUCGCUAUGUGGUACGAUCACCCCUCGGUGACGCCAUCUUUGCCGCCUCGGAGAGCUCAACAGAGAAGAAUCGUUUGGUUUGGGGUGCUGGUCGACCAUUUCAAAUGCACUUGCUGGACAAAACGCAUCAGGAGGCUUUAGUAUUUCGCAAAAAACUAGCUUUGGGUUCACUCUGCUGUCGACCCAAGAAUCUUGAGAUUUGGAUACCACCGGGCAAUGUUCUGGGUCGCGUGGUCCAAUCGCCAACAUUUAUGAAACCGGUUUUUUAUAUAGAAGAUGGCAACACAAAUGAUCCUGUCUUCUGUGUUGAAGGACCUUCAAAUUCGGGUUUCUGUUGCUUUUGUUUGCCCAAAGAGAGCUUCUUCAGGAUUCAUUCGGGUGGAGAUAUGCGAGCAUCAAUAGAUCAUAAAUGGGUUAACAGCAAAUCACAAUAUACCACAAAUAUCUACUUUAAGGACUCAAAAUUAACCGCCAAAGAGAGAGCUUUGAUACUGGGAGCAGCUUUUCUACUGGAAUAUAUGUACUUUCAAACACGCUUCUAAAAAAUCGUUGCAUUUUAUGAAAUAAAUGUACUAUAUAUCUGAAUAUAAACAUAUACAUAUACAUAUAGGUGGCGCAAAAGAAGUCAU